ACGUGAGCAGUGCCAACGAGUGGAAGUAGAGAUAGAUUAUCCGCGAUACCGAUACGUUCCAAUUCGAUCCGCAGAGUGUUACCCACAGAAUUGAGCAGAACAGAAUAGAAUCGAACAAAACAUAUCAUGUCGAUAAGAAAGAGCUUGUUUAGCUGCCUGAUGGUGGCUCUAGUGAUGGCGACGAUGCUCCGCUCCGUACGGGCGGACAUCGAGACAAACGAAGUGAACGAUCAAGAUGUGUACAUGCUUCAGGGAGUACGGGUGUAUCCGAAUGACCGCCAGUGCGUGCUGGUUGGAGGACUGUGCGUGAAGACCAGCGACUGUACGGAGCCAACCAACAACAAGGGACUGUGCCCCACCAGCGUCCACCAUGGUGUGGAAUGCUGCUACGAACUUCGACCCAAACCCGAGUCUACUCCAAAUUUAAACAAAUAAAGAUACCCGAUUCUACCACUAAUUCGAUCCGUAAUUGGUAUUACUUGCUGUGUCCAUACCUCGCCACUAAUCCACUCAUUCUGUACUACAACCACCCUCAACCAUCCUCAAACCAUCCCGUUGCCCGUUGCAGUGCCGGUCCGACCAGCGCCCUGUGCGGAACACCUGGGAAUGUGCAUGGAUCGAUGCCACCAGAGGCUCU
Messenger RNA from Drosophila persimilis, 637 nucleotides. RefSeq lists its product as uncharacterized. Bases 127 to 435 code for a protein of 102 amino acids. The transcript is spliced from 3 exons. NCBI's taxonomy places the organism in Eukaryota, Metazoa, Arthropoda, Insecta, Diptera, Drosophilidae. The record is from RefSeq and is a predicted model, not a curated record.